This is a messenger RNA of Caretta caretta (loggerhead turtle), 3213 nucleotides long. It is a transcript of the gene PTCRA, whose product is annotated as pre T cell antigen receptor alpha. The record is from RefSeq and is a predicted model, not a curated record. NCBI's taxonomy places the organism in Eukaryota, Metazoa, Chordata, Testudines, Cheloniidae.
CUGCGCGGGCCACGGCGCCGCCCCGGCCGCCCCCCUGGCCAUAGCCCUGCACUCGGCUAUCACAUACAGAGCCUGGAGCGAAUGGGCUCCGUCCCCCAUGUCCCGCACCUUGGCCUCUGGUGGGGCGGGGAGGUUGUCCCAGUGAUUGCCCCACAUACACACCAUGGCAGCGACUCUCCCCUCCACACCCCACGAGCUGCAGGGGAACCUCACAGCAAUUCCCCCUACGCACCAUGAGCCCUGGAGAGAGCCUCACGGUGACACCCCCGACCUACACACAACACCCUCCCAAGAGGGAGCCUUGCAGAGACUCCCCCACCCAGAAGUGACCUGAGUCUGCACCCUGGAUUCACAGCCACAAGGAGGCAAAUGGUGCAGCUCCUGCUUGCACCCAUCACUGAGACCCCUGCCCAGGCACACUCUGUGCCAAGCCACCCAGCCCCAUCCAUGGGACCCUUUGGCACACUGCAUGGCCAUUUGUCAUGUUCCCCUCCCCUCAGCCGGGUACCGGGUAAGAACAGGGAAUGGCUCUCCUCUCCUGUUCUCGCCUCCCUCCAGCCCUGGGCCUGAGUCUCCCUCAGGACUGAUGUCAGCAGGGGGUGCUCACCGCCAGCAGGGGCAGGAUCCAGCACCUGGCUGCCUGGAGGGGCCAGCAGGGCUCAUAGACUCCAGGCUGUAGGCACUGGCUGCCCAGCACUGCAGGCAAGGGGAAAUGGAGUUUACCCAGUUUAUAGCAUUUAGGUUAGAUUAGCUGACCCAGUUCUUUUACCACCACUAUAUCACUGGGGCAACCUCUGGAUGCCCCCUCCCCAAUGCCACACCCGCAUGCCAGCCAGUGUUGGGGGCACUCCUCCACUCAGCCCCAUGCUCUCUGGGCCUGAUCCCCACAGCCUGCCCCCCUUUGCACCAGGUAAAUCCAGUGCCAUGUGGUGUGUAGCACUGCCCAGACCCAGCGGGUGGGUAUGACCCCCCAAGGAGCAGGGAAUGGCUGACCCUGGUCUUGCUGUUGCCUUGGCUCAUGGAAACCUGCUGGGGCAUCUCCACAAGAGCCAUCUGUUGUGCCCCGUGGAGCUGCAAACUGGGGUCUCUGUACUCCCCUUUGCCUGUGGGAUUCUGCAGUUGGGGGGACCCAGUCAGGUCAGCUUGUGCUCCCACAGGGCUGGGCUCAGGGCCAUUAGGGUGGUUUUAGGCUCUCACUGCCUAUAGCCAUGUGAGCAAGCAAACGGUUAAAAGGUGCGUGGGUUUGUUUGCCAGGAAGCACAGCAGCUGGUUAGGCAGCUGGCGAGAGACCGUUAGAAAGGGGCAGGGACAGCAGAGGGGAGGGAAAGGUGCUGAGAGACAGGCUGGGGUCCUUCUGCCUGCUGCGUUGUUCAUCCCUGGAUCAGAUGCUGCAGCUUCUCACCAUGGGCCUGCCCUUGUGGCUGCUUGGACAGCUCCUGGCCCCCACAGUACUUCAGCUUCUGAGCUGCAGCACUGCAGCCCCUUUCCCUACCUUGGCGCCCCCACUUACCAUGGUCGUGAACGGCGAGAGGAAGACCCUAGUGGUUUGUGUGGUGAACGACCUCUCCCAGGACAUGGCAGAUGCUAUCUGGUUUUCAAAUCAGAAUGGGAGUGCUCUGGACUCCUUCACCUACGGAGUUUCCAGGGAGGAAGACGGCACAUUCAGCACAGUCUCUCACCUCUCCGUCCACACCGCAGAACUGGAGUCCUGGGAAUCCCUCGCCUGCCACGUGAGACAGAACAGAACUGCUCAGGUGUGGAGUGCCAGGUCCCUGCUGAUCUCUGAAGACCAUGUGGAAGAGCCCUGUCUGGAUGAAGACCGAAGUGCUCUGCCCGUCCAUUCACAAAUCCUGCUUCUCUUGGCCAUCAGAGUGUUGUUGCUGAAGUUCCUCCUGUUUGACAUACUGAUCACCUGCAGCUUCCUCUUCAAAGGGGGACGCCAAGCCCUACCGCUGAAUUCUGCAAAUAGUUCAUCUGCUCAGGCUUGGUUCAGCAACGGAGAAUCAGCCUCACUCGUCAGCAUGGAGAGCAGACCGAGGCAGAGACUGAGUUGGACAGAGUUAGUGACUGGAGCCAGCCAUCCCAGGGGUAGCAGAGACAGAGCUUCCCACACCAUUUCCUUCCACCUUCCACCCAUCUGAGCUAGAGCAAAUCAAAUGACCCACUAGCAACUGUCCGCACAGUGGGACUUGGGGCAGUUUACAAGGUGUUGCGCUUGGUUUGCUCACCUCUCUGUCCGCUAUGCUGAUGUCAGCCAGGACAUGACCCAUGAUAGGCAUGUACCAUGUGCAGAACAGAUGGUCCCAAGCUGGACCGAAGUGUAGAACAGAAGACAACAAACCUAGGCUAAUGGCAUACCAGCCCAAGUGUUGAGUUGGGCGUGGACCCAGGUUUCCCUCUUGGUCACCUGUUCUAAUUUUUAUUUGUUUGUUUUUUAUUGAUGUCUUACUGGGUAAACUGCACAGUUUGCAGAGGAGUAUGGCGUUCACAGGCUGCAGCAAUGUACUUCAUGUACUAGCAACAGUGAUACAGGGCUCAUCUCCAGCACCCUACUUGUGAGCGCCAGGAAACACCUUGUUGGUAAAGAAAAUCCUUUUCUGGGCAAAGAGAUCAGUUUGCUCUCAGAGUCAGCACCCAGGGAAAUUCACUUCAGAAGAAGUCCUGUGGCUUUUUGGGUCUACAAUUUUUAAAAAAAACAGAACAUUUUGACUUUUGACAUUUUUUUAAACCAGAUAAACUAUUUGUUGAAUUCAGCCUGAAUUCAGCAAAUAGUUUUGGACCCCCAAAAAUGCAUUUUGUGGUGAAAAAACAGUAUGUUGAAAAAAAAUGUGCCCAGCUCUACCCUUCACACAGAACUAAAAUCAGAUCAUGACCAGAACCACAUACAGUCUGAAACUCUUCCAAUCCCGGAGUGGAGUUGUUUCUCUCUAGAUCAGCAACUUCUUCCUGCGCGGUUUCCUUUUUUGUAUCCGAGUGAAGCUGCUCCAGUUCCAACACCUGAGGGAGCUGCUCAAAGGCUCCCCCUUCUCAGGUAGGCACUGCCUAUUUUUAUAAGGGAAAUCAGAACUUGGGAAAACCCUUUUGGGUCCAAAGGGAUCUAUUCUGCCUGUUGAAGAGGAAUUUGCUCAGCAUGUAGAGGAAUGAGGAGAAAGAAAACCCUAGGCUAUUUUAUAAACAAUUAUAAUAAAUUCAAACCCAUACAGUAUGGCCUCA